This is a messenger RNA of Entrophospora candida, 372 nucleotides long. The record is from the annotation of a GenBank genome assembly. NCBI's taxonomy places the organism in Eukaryota, Fungi, Glomeromycota, Glomeromycetes, Entrophosporales, Entrophosporaceae.
AUGAGUGAAAUAAAUGAAAAUUAUGAAGAUAAUCAAGAAGAAUAUGAUAAAGUAACAACAAUGGAAGGAAAUAUUCCUCAAUGUGUAAGAUAUAUUGUACAAAUUAUUGGAUGGAUCAACAAUGUUGCUUCUUCAGAUGAUAUAAAUGCAAAAAAUAAAUUAUUAAAUCUUUUAAUACAAGUUUUUAAAAAUUUUAAUACAGAAGUUUCUACCAAAUCUAUAGUACAAGAUUUCACAUCAACAGAAUCCAUAGUAGAAGAAUCCUCCAUAUCUUCUAAUAAUUUAAUAGUUCCUAGACCAACUUUAUUUCUUUUAAGUGUAGCAUUUAGAGCAAAUAAAAUAUCUAUAAAUGAAAAUUUACAAUCAAAUUAA